GGUAGUGGCUGUUUUGAGUGAUCUUUACAACAGUUUUAAAGAAACGAGUCGAGGGCGUCUUAUAAAAAGGAGGUUGACUAGGAGCGCGGGUUCAGACUUUUCCAUCUUCAGGUGCAGUCAGUUUUAGAGAGAGAGACUGAACGUCAUUAUGGAGGGCACUUUCCGAGAGCAGCUGUUCUUUUUGGUGUUGUGUCUGUCAGUACUCAAGGGAGACGCCAGGUACAUUGAGGACAACGAUAUUUCAACAGAAGGAUUAUUUUCACUUCUCAAUUCGGAGCUCAAAAGAGAAUUACCUGAGGAAUUAAUGUACCGUAGAUCUUUACGGUGUCUGGACAUGGUGGCGGUAGAGGGUCAGUUCACCUUCACGGCUGACCGGCCACAGUUUAGCUGUGCAGCCUUCUUUAUUGCUGAGCCAAAUGAGGUCAUUAGCGUAGACUACGACAACGUGGACAUCGACUGCAGGGGAGGAGACUUCAUCAAGGUGUUUGACGGCUGGGUGAUGAAGGGGGAGAAGUUUCCCAGUUCCCAGGACCACCCUCUGCCGCUGUCGCAGCGCUAUGUGGACUACUGUGACUCUAGCACGGCCAGGAGAGCCGUGCGCUCCUCUCAGAACGUGGCCAUGGUCUUCUUCCGUGUCCAAACCGCCGGCAGUGGCUUCACCCUCACCGUCAGGAGACUCACCAACCCUUUCCCCUGCAAUGUCAUCUCCCAGACACCAGAGGGCACCUUUACAAUGGUCAUCCCCCAGCAGCACAGGAACUGCAGCUUUUCAAUCAUCUACCCCGUGGAAGUCCAGGUCUCUGAGCUCAACCUGGGACACCUCAACGACUUCCCAAUCCAGAAGUCCUCUCCUGGCUGCGUGGAGGCGGGGGAUUUUGUGGAGCUUCUGGGAGGUAGCGGAGUGGACACGUCCAAGAUGAUCACUGUGGCUGACCUCUGCUACUCCAACAGUCCUGUCCGUAUGAAGAUAGCCUGUGACAAUACAGUGGUGAGGAUGGUCUCCAGUGGAAAGUUUGUGAACCGAGUGUCCUUCAACUACCGGCUAUUGGACCAGCAGGAUCUUCAUCGGAUCAGAGGGAACAGCGUGGAAGAUUACUGCUUCUCCGGCUGAGCUCUCCUGGUGCGCGUGUGGGCGCACGUGGGUGUGUCACCUGCCACACCGGAAGCACCAAACAUACCGUGUGACUGAUAACUGAAAAAAACUGUGCAGAGGGUUGCCAUGCCACUCCCCCCGUUCCAGUUUAAUGAAGAGAAUCCUUAUUUUUUUCUUUCUUUUUUUUACCUCAUUUUUUUUGUGUUCAGUUUUAUUUUUUAUUGUUUUGAUCUUUUUCAUUAUGUUAUAUAAAUUGUGGCUCGCGCAAGCCUAAUAAACGGUUCUCUUGUGUUUGUUGGCAAUGCUAUUGGUUCUACUCAGUAUUUAUGUGUCUUACGUGUGUUUAUUGAAAUGAAACAGAGCGUUGGCACAGGAUUAUACACUGGAUAUGUGGUCAACAUUCUUUCAGGGGAACGGUACUAAAGAAAUAAAUGUUUCUAUUUAUACUCCGGAGAUAGUAUGCAGGAGUCUGGCCCUAGCAGGUUUCCACGACAUACAGUAGUAAGAUCAAUUAUUCAAGGAUGCAAUAGAACAUGUAAAAAUAUGUCCAUUGCUGUUAUCUCUAUUUAUUUAUAUCAAACUAUUCUUUUGUAAUAAAAUGGAACCGCAUGAUA
Hypomesus transpacificus is the source of this 1707-nucleotide messenger RNA. It is a transcript of the gene crhbp, whose product is annotated as corticotropin releasing hormone binding protein. The coding region runs from base 149 to 1111 and encodes 320 amino acids. Gene Ontology annotation, molecular function: corticotropin-releasing hormone binding. Gene Ontology annotation, biological process: negative regulation of corticotropin-releasing hormone receptor activity; hormone-mediated signaling pathway; negative regulation of corticotropin secretion. The transcript has 7 exons. NCBI's taxonomy places the organism in Eukaryota, Metazoa, Chordata, Actinopteri, Osmeriformes, Osmeridae. The record is from RefSeq and is a predicted model, not a curated record.